AUGGGUUCAAAUACCACCAUUCCACCACCCCGCAUACGGGCUGCGCUAUUUGAUAUGGAUGGCCUCCUAAUUGACUCGGAAGACAUCUACACCAUAGUCACAAACACGAUUCUCGAGCGCUACGGUCGGCCUCACAUCCCCUGGUCCAUAAAAUCACAACUUCAAGGUCGUCCAGGCCCGCAAGCCUCGAAAAUCUUCCACGAUUGGGCCAAACUGCCCAUCUCCAACGAGCAACUCAUGGUCGAGCAACGGGAACUUCAGAAGGAGCUUUUCAAGACGACAAAACCUCUGCCAGGUGUCAUUGAUCUACUGGAUGGCUUGAAGAGCAGGGGCAUACAUAUGGCGCUAGCGACAAGCAGCCACAAGUUGAAUUACGAACUCAAGACGUCGCAUUUGGAUCAUUUGUUUGACCAGUUUGCGCCUGAACAUCGCGUUCUGGGUGAUGAUCCAAGAGUACCGCAUGGCCUGGGGAAACCCGCUCCAUACAUCUACCUUGUUGCACUUGACACGCUUAACAAGACCAUGGAGGAACAAGGCCAACCACCCAUUAAGCCCGAAGAAUGCCUAGUCUUUGAGGACAGCGUACCUGGAGUGGAGUCUGGCCGGAGAGCAGGAAUGCAGGUGGUGUGGUGUCCGCACCCGGAGUUGCUCAUAGAGUACCAGGGCAGAGAGAAGGAGGUGCUUGCAGGAUUGACGGGCGAGCAUAAAGAGACUGAGGAAGAAAAGGCAAAGAAAGCCCAGGAUAUGGCAGAAGGAAAGAGACAGACUGGUAUGCCGGGAUCAAUCGACGAUGGAUGGGCAAAGUUGUUCUCCACUCUGGAAAACUUUCCGUACGACGAUUAUCAAAUGGCAAUCAAAGCAUGAAAGUCUGCAAAGGGCACAUGUGGUGUUGAAUGAAAGACAAAUACCCCAUCAGAUAUACAG
Exserohilum turcica Et28A is the source of this 924-nucleotide messenger RNA. RefSeq lists its product as uncharacterized. Bases 1 to 864 code for a protein of 287 amino acids. Lineage: Eukaryota; Fungi; Ascomycota; Dothideomycetes; Pleosporales; Pleosporaceae. The record is from RefSeq and is a predicted model, not a curated record. The transcript is spliced from 2 exons. Gene Ontology annotation, molecular function: phosphatase activity.